AUGUUAUCGAUUUUAUUCCUCAUUAUUGUUUGUACUACACCAAUUUUUAUUAUAGGUUUGGGUUUGGGUGAGUUGUUAGGUCUUUAUUUUUUAUAAAAAUAAAUUAUUUCCAGAAGUCUACAUUCCUAAAAUCAUCACAAUAAUCUGCGCCGUCUCUCUAGUCACCCCUCUCUUGACGUCAUUCCUCGACGCUCUUCUCUGCCUACACCGUCUUAUCCGCUUCUACGGAAAAGAUGAAAGAAAUUUUGUGGCAACCGGGCAACUAUAUCAAAAACUAUCCAACUAUUCCUAUCCUCUGAGUUUUAUUCUAAUGACCCCAUUCUUGAUGCUUAUAUCAUUUUUGUCCAUUCUCUAUCAAUUAAGCGAAAAUUAUCAUGGGUGGAAUUUGGUGUGCUUUAUUACUGAUAACGGACUCAAAUUCAUAUUUUCCAUCUUCUCAUUCAUCGGAUAUCUAUCGAUUUUGAUGAAUCUUCAUGAAAAAACUCGAAAUAGUAUUGUUAAGCGGGAAGAUAGUCUAGUUAUUCGGCAAGCUUUGCCAAUUGCUAGUUUUCAACUGGUAAGUGCAGUUGACAAUAUGUUAAAAAGUUUUUAAAAACAUUUAUAGAUGACAGCUUGCGUUCAAUGCCUAAUGGAACUACCAAUAAUCCCCUAUCGGAUUGACCCGGUUUACCGGCUUCUUAUGGAUUUGUGUUUUUCAUGUGCUUGCAGUAAGUUGUUAGAGGCUUAGGACGACCUCGUUAAAAUAAUUUUGCAGGCAUCGUUGUGCCCCUUUCAAUUCUCUUUGGCAGCACAGAGAAGCGCAAGAUCUUUCUAUCCACGUUAUGCUGUUGUUGCUGUUGUCCAUGCCGGCGCACACAAACUGCGCAACACCAACAACAACAGCCCCCUAAACCAACCCAGCGCAAGGCAAGUGUUAGUAUCAACGAGGAUCAAUCAAGAAUAUAA
Molecule: messenger RNA, 945 nt
Organism: Caenorhabditis angaria
Lineage: Eukaryota; Metazoa; Nematoda; Chromadorea; Rhabditida; Rhabditidae
Source: the annotation of a GenBank genome assembly